AUGAACUUUGAUCGGAUUUCUCACUUGGCAUCGUAUUUCCACGGGGAUCAACAUAUCCCCAAACCUCCACCAACGGACAGGUUCGGGAGCUUUGAUGCCCUAAUACCAUCCAAUGCCAUGAGUGAUUGGGGGAUCGAAGAAACCUUGAGCAAUCCCAGCACAAACACUCCUUUUCUCCAUUUUCAAAAACCCCUCGAUGAUUUGGUGUCUUAUCCACAAAGCCAUGAUUUCAACUAUUACUAUAACCAGACUGACAUUUCUCUACCGCCUACUACACAGAAUUUAUCCAAAUAUAUCAAAAAGUAUCUUCAUUUGCGGUUGAAUGGGGAGUUUUGGGAUAAAUUCAAGUACAAUCUAAUUGUAUCAAACCUUCUUGAUGACUCUAUGAUAUUGUCAAAAAAUGAACAGGCGUUGAACAGUCUAUCAGAGAAUUCACAUAAGUUUGUCAUGAGGAAUUCAGUGUUCUAUCGGAUACUUAAUAGUGAUGGUUCUCAGUUGGUCAUAACCAAGGACUACAACCUUCAGUUUCCUAAUAAUUAUUACUACAAGAAUCACGUAUUAUCAGUUGUAUAUUUGGUGAUAUACUUAUUGAAACAAAAAUUCGACCAGAAAUUGGACUUGAACACUCAGAUGAAUAUGUUCAAGGUGCUUUUGAUCAUAGCUACGAAAUUCAUCAAGUUUAAGAGAGUUUACACCAUCAUUCAAAUGAACAAAAUACUCAACAAAUUAAAUGAGUUUUUGAUAAAUAACUUUAAGAUUAACAAGAAAAUAAUCCUUAAUUUGGUGAACUUGAAGAAUUUGAAACUCUUCCAUGGAGCUCAAUUAGCAGAGUUUUUCUCUCAGUUGAAUGGUACCCUCGACUUUCUCAUAUUCAAUGUGAAGUUCUCCAUCAUCAAGUUAUUACCAAACUUAAAUGGCCCUAUGUUUGAAAGAUACUGCACAAUCAAUAACAUCAAUCUUGAUUUUGAUGAAGAUGAAGAAGAUCCUAAUGACCCAAAUAAUGACAUCAAUAAGAUUGUUGCCAAGAUCAACAAGUUCAACGAAUACCGAAAGUUCUUGAUAUGUCAGUUGCUAACGAUAGAUGAGAGACCAGAAAAGAAUUUCUUCAUUUCCAAAAUCAUAGACAAGUUCGGCUUGAAUGAUUUGGAGUUUGAAAUGAAUGAGUUGACCAAUGUGUCCAAUUUUGAAAAAUUGCUUAUAUUAGAAGAGUUCUUCACUGAUCACAACAAGAUCCUAGAGAACUUUCAGUUAUUAUUCGAAAAAUUCGAAAAAAUCAAUAACUUGAACCUAAGUUUGAACUUGAACGAAAAUGAAGACAUAUUGAAGUUGACUUCAAGACAUCAAAACCAAUCAAGCAAUGCGAAUCUCAAUCAAUUGAUAUUGAAGCUUUCGAACUUGACGAUAAACAUGAGGUUUUUUCAAAAGUAUAACCAGUCAACAAUCGAGAACAACAACGAACUCAGCGAGAAAAUUACCAUUUUGAGCCAAUUCAGCGAUGAUUUGAAUGCCAUUAACGAACUUUAUCGAUUGAAUCUUCAGGAAUUCAAGCACCUGGCAAAUACUUUUGAAAAUGAUGAGCUUAUAUCCAAUUCGUCUAACUCCAAUCGGAACUCAAGGAAUAGUGGUGAAUUUAAUUUGAAGUCUUUUCACACCAGGCACAAGAAGGCUUUCUCAGGAUCUUCGAACAAAUCACCGCAACUUCCACUUAGGUCUCCGAAUCCCGAUGAUGACAGUUCUAAAAAGUUGUCAUCGGGCUUGAAGUUAGGAUUGUUGACUGUAUUCGAAGACGAGAACAAAAAUUCCCAUGACAAACUCAGAAAGUCAUUGAAGAUGCUUGAUGACAACAGUGACUUCAACCAAAUUACACUCGACUCUUUAUCAAGAAGAAAGGCUGGUCGUUUUUCGAUAAACUCAUUGAACUCAAAUGUCAGUGGUUUAUCUGAAAUCCUCACUUCAACACAAGGAACCUCUUUUGACGAAGAUGAUAAUUCCUUGAGUAAAGAUGACUUGAAGUUGAAGUUGGAAGAAAGCUUGAACAAAAUCUACAACUUGGAAAAUCAGGUCCGGAACCAAGAAUACCAAGGUUCGAUAGAUGUUGACGCCAGAAGCAACACUUCCCAUGAGGAUAGAGUAAACGAGGAUAUCAAUAUGAAUGAAACCACUAUCAGUCGUUCAUUCUUGGAUACCUUAGAGACAACCUUAAAUAGAUAA
Molecule: messenger RNA, 2211 nt
Organism: Yamadazyma tenuis ATCC 10573
Lineage: Eukaryota; Fungi; Ascomycota; Pichiomycetes; Serinales; Debaryomycetaceae
Molecular function (GO): myosin binding
Source: RefSeq, a predicted model, not a curated record